GAACAGAACGUGUGAGCACCACAGCAGUCGGUCCAAGCAGUGGGGCGGCAGCAUGGUGGAAGUGGGAGGAGUUAAAGGCAGAUGCACAGGACUUCUUUUGUAGACAGUUCGUCCCGCUGCAGACAGCGAGGAGAAGGUGGACCCCACAGAGGAGCCGUGGAGAACAUUUGAGGGGCUCUCCGUACAUUUCAAUACUCGACCAAGAGAGGGAAUCUCAACAUGCCCGAUGGAGGAGGAGAAGAGUUUUACGGGAAGAACGGAGAGCCAAGGAAGUACGACGCCAACUUCAAGGGCCCCACCCAGAACCGGGGCUGCACGGACGUCGUGUGCUGCAUCCUCUUCGUCGUCGCCAUACUGGGCUACCUCGCAGUGGGAAUACUGGCCUGGUCCCAGGGCGACCCCAGGAAGGUGAUCUACCCCACCGACAGUCGAGGCCAGUUCUGCGGGCAGGCGGGCACCCCGCUGGCCAACAAGCCAAAUCUGUUCUACUUCAACAUCAUGAAGUGUGCCAGCCCCAUGGUGCUGCUGGAGUUCCAGUGUCCCACCACGCAGAUGUGUGUGGAGAAGUGCCCCGAAAAGUUCAUGACGUUGGUAAAGGCCUACUCCAACAAUAAUGACUUUGACUACUACAAGACCUUCUGCAAGGAAGGAGUGACCAACUCGAUGGGUAUACCUCUAAUCCUCAGUUCAGGGCUCUGCCCCGCCAUGCUGACCCCCAGCAGACCAUUCACGCGCCGGUGUUUCCCGGCUUUGGGCCUGAAAGAAGGGGUGAUAACCGUGGGAAACAAGUCCAGCUUCGACGACGGCAGCGGAAACAUCAGAGACGCCAAGGACCUCAUGGACGGAGUCAAGAACGCCACCGUGGUCAUCGAGGCUCGUCAGGUGGUCAUGAAAAUCUUCGAGGAUUACACGCAGUCCUGGUACUGGAUCCUCAUAGGGCUGGUCAUCGCGAUGCUCACCAGCCUGCUCUUCAUCGUCCUGCUGCGCUUCCUGGCGGGGAUCAUGGUUUGGGUCAUGAUCGUCAUGGUGAUACUCGUCAUAGGAUACGGUAUCUUCCACUGCUACAUGGAGUACGCCGCCCUGAAGGGAGAGGCGGGCGCCAAUGUGACCCUCCAGGACCUGGGCUUCCAGACGGACUUGGCGGUCUACCUGCAGAUCAGACAGACCUGGCUGGCCUUCAUGAUCAUCCUGGCCAUCGUGGAGGUCAUCAUCAUCCUCUUGCUCAUCUUCCUCAGGAAGAGGAUCCUCAUUGCCAUCGCUCUCAUCAAAGAAGCCAGCAGAGCCGUCGCUCAUGUGAUGAGUUCCCUUUUCUACCCUCUGUUCACGUUCGUCCUGCUGGCCAUGGUCAUCGCCUACUGGGCCGUUACCGCCGUCUUCUUGUCUACCUCCAAUGAACCCAUCUACAAAGUUUUUAAUGAGACGGCAUGCGACCACUCGAGAAACACCUGCAAUCCAGCGAACUACUCCAGCAGUGUCGAAAAAAUGCAGUGCCCGGACUCCCAGUGCCUUUUCGCCUUCUACGGCGGCGAGACCCCGUAUCACAAAUACCUGAUCGGCCUGCAGUUCUACAACGUCUUCCUCUUCUUCUGGUGCGCCAACUUCGUCACGGCUCUGGGGCAGAUGACCCUGGCCGGGGCCUUCGCCUCGUACUACUGGGCCGUGGUCAAGCCGGACGACAUGCCUGCCUUCCCGGUCUUUUCUUCCCUGGGGAGAUCUCUCAGGUAUCACACGGGAACUCUGGCGUUCGGAUCCCUCAUCCUCUCAAUCGUUCAGAUCAUCAGGGUUCUGCUGGAGUAUCUGGACCACAAGCUCAAAGGAGCCCAGAAUAAGUUCACCAAGUUCGUGUUGUGCUGUUUGAAGUGCUGCUUCUGGUGUCUGGAGAAAUUCAUCAAGUUUCUGAACAGGAACGCCUACAUCAUGGUGGCGAUAUACGGCAAAAGCUUUUGCAGCUCUGCCAGAGAUGCCUUCCUCCUCCUCAUGAGAAACAUGAUCAGGGUGGCCGUUUUGGACAAAGUGACGGAUUUCCUCUUGUUUUUGGGCAAACUGCUCAUUGUUGGGCUUGUGGGGAUCUUUGCCUUCUUCUUUUUCUCCGGGAGAGUGAAGGCCUUUGAGAAUACAGCCCCACAUCUCCACUACUACUGGGUACCCAUCCUGACUGUGGUCGUUGGCUCCUACCUCAUUGCCCACGGCUUCUUCAGCGUGUACGCCAUGUGCGUGGACACCCUCUUCCUGUGCUUCUGUGAAGACCUGGAGCGCAAUGACGGUUCAGCCGCAAAGCCUUAUUACAUGUCCUCAACCCUUCGCGAGAUUCUGUGGAAGAAGGCGGCCGAGGAUCCGUCUCCGUCUUCUGCUCGGCGACCGGACGACGGCGACCUGAAGGCUCGGGAGGAGGCGUCUUAGAGAAGACGAUUCCUUUGGGAAUUUACGCGGAUUUACAGGCAUCGCAAAACUGCACCCCGCAGCACUUUUUUUAGCUGUUUAUAGCAAGAGAUCAGGGUAGUAAGAAGCUGGAACUUUGUUAACGCCCUGCCUCACACCUUACCCACUCAUCACAGGGUUAGAUUGGAGUGUAGCGACGCAACAACGUGCCUUUUUGAGAUUCAGCGUUUCACUUCGUCACAGUUGACUUGUACAUUUUUCUUUUGACCUUCUCGUUUCCGCACAAGGAAACGUGGAAAAACAUGAUGUGACGCAUCUGUUUUCAUAAAUGCCCAUUUGCUAAAGUCCUCUCUUGAUCGGUGAUUGUCCCAUCAUAGAUUAGCAACCUCGACAGUUGACACAAAUGGUGCAAAAGUUGCUUCAAGAUUUUUAGAAACAAGUGUUUUUGUGUUGAACUUUAAGAAAUGAACUGAACAUGAAGGGUUUCUCUGACAAUGCCGACCUACCAAGGCGGUUGUGCUUACCCCCGCUAUAAAUUGAUGGUGUCUUUCUUGGCUAAAUUGAUGGUGUCUUCUACCAAGUGGCAUGGAAAUCAUGCUAUUAGCCAACCUAUUAACCAACCCAAAAUUUAAACUCCUUCUCAGAGGUUAUAAUCCCAGUCAGAUCAAAGGUUUAGGGAAGGGCUUGAGCUCUGUUUAGCAUUAGCAUGUUUUGCCAACUAGCUUGUUGGUUGGCUAACUAGCCAUUGUUGGUUUCAACACAAAUUUGCCAUUAAUCCAACUUCAUUUUGAGUCAAUCUGUUGCGCCAAAUCUGAUUGAGUAAAAAGGAAAAGGCCUGUUGGUGACACUAUUGCUGUAGUAUUUCCUGGAUGCUACAUCAGAGACUAAGCUAACUUAGCGACUCUUUCCUUAUUCCAAAAAACUGCCAAAAUUGUUAUUCUAGAUAGCAUGAUGUUCACAAAACGGAUGUCCUCUUCAGAUUAUUAAAAUUAUUUAAAAAUACCAGCUUGUAUAAACUGCUCAGAUCAGGAAAACUGGAACAUACUAUGACCCAUGCAAUAAUAACAGUAUGUUGGGUGGUAAAUCCUUCCACUGUAUAAACAUUUCCGUCACUAAUAUUUUUACGCAUUUUGUCUUUUUUUUUUUUUUUGAUAGUCCCUCCUU
Molecule: messenger RNA, 3543 nt
Organism: Pungitius pungitius (ninespine stickleback)
Lineage: Eukaryota; Metazoa; Chordata; Actinopteri; Perciformes; Gasterosteidae
Product: choline transporter-like protein 2
Exons: 23
Coding region: 220-2400 (726 amino acids)
Biological process (GO): transmembrane transport
Molecular function (GO): transmembrane transporter activity
Source: RefSeq, a predicted model, not a curated record